AUGGAUCAAGCAUCUAUCCUCAGUCUCCUAUCCACCAGGAACACAGUACUCACCGACAACACUAGACACGAACGGUCGCGGAAUCAACCUACCAUGAUUGCUAUGAAUGCUGAGAACAUAACUCGUUGGAACGAUUUCAACAUGGUCAAUAUCAACAAUGCCUACGGAGACUUGCUGAGCAAACCUUCAAACAUCAUCCUGGGGCAAGGAGCCAUCAAGUCUUUCCGUAACCAGUCCGAGCUGCGAAACUACGCCUUAGAUCCAUUGAUUUACACUUUGCGUCCGCUGGUGUCUGAGAGCGCGCGUGUGCUUGGCCAGAGACUCGGCUUCUCCCCCACCAUUGAGUGGCACCGGGAUAUACCUUUGGCUGGUCCGCAAGUCGUUGCACGACAGGCUUUCCAUCCUAGCUUGACGAUUUUUGCUGAUACCAUGCCUCGAGAAAACCUUGUCACUAGCAUGGUCCACGUCUCAAGCACCUGGUGUUCCACAGACAUUGAAAACGAUUCUACGAAUCCUAUCCAGCACCUUGGAAUAUACGCGGAGCCCAGCGGGACUCGCUACAGUUUUGCGAUAACCGACACCGAAGUAGUUGUCAUUCGCUUCCACUCGCUGAAUGGGGGAGAGACUGGCGCCCAGUGGAAGGCGAUUCCGCGUAGUGUGUGCGGCGAAGGAACCUUGACGAUCAACCUGGCCAUAUGGGCUCUCAUCAUGAUGAGCUUAAACGACCAACACCGCUCGGUCGUCGAGUAUGCACGAACGACUCCCAUCAAUGCCUGGUCGGCGCAUGACGGUUUCUAUUGCAACUAUCUUUCGGGACGCCGCCUCGACUAUCUCCCAACGGGGGCUGUGCUUCUGGAUCAGCAGAUCUAA
Messenger RNA from Fusarium fujikuroi IMI 58289, 870 nucleotides. RefSeq lists its product as uncharacterized. Bases 1 to 870 code for a protein of 289 amino acids. NCBI's taxonomy places the organism in Eukaryota, Fungi, Ascomycota, Sordariomycetes, Hypocreales, Nectriaceae. The transcript has a single exon. The record is from RefSeq and is a predicted model, not a curated record.